UUUUCCUCGUGCUCUCUGUAUUGUGAACUGGCAUCUCCUCUGAAUCGCUUAGCCCAGCACACAUCAUACACACCCCUUUUUGUCCGCCAAGAUGAUGCGCCUUGCCCGAGUUUCCCGUGUCGCCGCUGCUGCUCGCCGCGUGCACACUGCUCGCGUCACCCUUGCUUCCGACCCGGCCAAGGUUGAACAGAAGCUUCAGGAGAUUACCAAGUCUUCCGAUCCCAAGGACAGCCAGGACGGCUAUGGCGUGACUGGCCGCGUUCCCGACAACCACGAGCAGGCAACCGGCCUGGAGCGCCUUGAGCUUCUCGAGCUCGCCAAGGGCAACACGGAUCCCUUUGGCCUUGAGGGCAUCAAGUGGGGCCCCGCCGGCACCAAGGCCGAGCCCCGCGAGAUCCCCUCCCACUUUGACUCUCGCCUCGUCGGCUGCUGCUGCGACCCCGAGUCUGAGCUUGUCAAGUACUUCUACGUCAAGGGUGGUGAUGCCCAGGCCUGCCCCUGCGGCCAGCAGUACUUUAAGCUUGUCAAGACCGAGGACAAGGUCUCGUGGUAAACACGCGACGCCUGCUUUCCUCGCUUGUCGUUUGUGGUUGACCUGAGUCUUUGCUUGCUUCGGUUGUUGUGGCGGUUGGGGCAGGUCCGUCCACCCUGCCUUUGCCCCCUUUUCCUUUCCCUUUUUCUCGGCUCCCUUCUUCUCUCUUGUCUCUCUGUUCUUGAUGAUCUACUAAACUCCAACGCAAGCCAGCGCUUGUGUGUUGUGUGCGUGCGCGCGUCUUGCUGUGUCUCGUCUUAUCGCCCUGUCGUUUUUUUCUGUUCGUCCGUCGUGUUGUCCAUCGUGCAGCUGCGUGAUAUGAAAGCCUCGUUUGUAGUUCCCUGUCAGCUAUCGUGUGUGUGUGUGUGUUGUGUUGUGUGAUGCAGUCAAUCAAACGAAACCCUUUGUGACACAA
Salpingoeca rosetta is the source of this 947-nucleotide messenger RNA. RefSeq lists its product as uncharacterized. The transcript has 5 exons. Gene Ontology annotation, biological process: mitochondrial electron transport, cytochrome c to oxygen. Gene Ontology annotation, cellular component: mitochondrial envelope. The record is from RefSeq and is a predicted model, not a curated record. The coding region runs from base 92 to 553 and encodes 153 amino acids. Lineage: Eukaryota; Choanoflagellata; Craspedida; Salpingoecidae.